AUGACUUCCAACACAUCGUCAGGACUGAAUGUUAUUGCCCUGAUAUCCGGCGGGAAGGAUUCCCUGUACUCGAUUCUGCACUGCAUCAGAAAUGGACAUCAGGUGGUGGCUUUGGCGAAUCUUCAUCCUCCUAUAAGAUCAGAUGAGUCGCAACAGGAGGAUAUGGACAGCUUCAUGUAUCAGACGGUUGGGUACAAGGUCAUUCCUCUCUACGAGACCGCCCUAGGCAUCCCACUGUACCGGGCGCCCAUCACAGGAGGCGCGGUGGACACCUCAGGAGUGUACCGCAACGAUGCAGAGGACCAGACGGCAGAGUCAGUACCGGGACAUGACGACGACGAGACUGAGUCUUUGAUCCCUCUGCUCAGGCGGAUCAAGCGGGAGCAUCCAUCUGCGAACGCCGUCUCCGCCGGCGCCAUUCUGUCCACGUACCAGCGAACCAGGAUCGAAAAUGUUGCCGGCCGUUUGGGACUCGUCCCGCUUGCGUGGUUGUGGAUGUAUCCCCAUUUACCUCCACCGGAAGAGCGGAAAGGAUCGUCUGAUUCCAUACCUCCUUCGGAUACUGGUCUCUUGGAUGACAUGGCCUCCUGUGGGUGCGAGUCAAGAAUCAUCAAGGUCGCGUCGGGAGGGCUGGACGACGAUUUUCUUUGGGGAAAUGUCGCGUCUCAGGACGGCCAGACGAGGAAGCAGAUUGCGAAGGCGAUGAGGAGGUUUGCUGCGGAGGAUCUUCGAGGAGCCGUUCUGGGGGAGGGAGGAGAGUACGAGACGCUGGCCCUCGACGGUCCCGACUUCCUCUGGAAGCAGAGGAUAGUCGUCGAAGAACGAGAUCGACAGGUCAGAAAGGGAGACGGCGGCGUGAGUUAUGUCACCAUCACGGAAGCAAAAUGCGUGCCAAAAGCAGCAAACGCGGCCAGCAUACAACCCGAGUCUGUGAGACUACCAUCUAGACUGGAUGAUUCUUUUGAGCGCGCUCUCAACGAGAUACGGACGAGGUCGGAGGCUUAUCAGGAGGAUUCUAUUGCUGAUCUGCAACCGACAACUAUCACACGUCGUUCUCAGGCAGAUAUUGGCAUAACCCAAUCGAGUGAUGGAAGCCUGUGGGCGAUAUCGAACCUUACAGCUCCUGAGGCUGGUCCUGGGGCGGGCGAACAAAUGAACGGAAUCUCUAAGAAGCUCGAGCAGAUCCUGGAGUCGUAUACAGAUCCGAGACACCGCAGGCGAGCGCCAGAAGAUAUCGUCUUUGCUACGGUGCUCCUUCGAUCGAUGGAAGAUUUUGCGUCCGUCAAUGGGGUCUAUGUCUCCUUGUUCAAGAAGCCAAAUCCUCCAGCCCGAGUCACGGUGGCAUGUGGAGACAGUCUACCGGACGGGGUGGAAGUCAUGGCUUCCUUCGUUGUUGACCUGGGCCCGCGAGAUAUGAGACAGGGUCUGCAUGUCCAGUCACGAUCGUACUGGGCACCGGCGAAUAUAGGACCGUACUCACAAGCCAUCACCGUGCCCAGCAGCCCAGGUCAGGCAAUUGAGUCCGGUGGCGGACUGGUGUUUAUUGCUGGACAGAUUCCCCUGGAUCCAGCCUCUAUGGAGGUUGCAGAUGGGCUGUCCACGGACGAGGAUACAUGGUUCGAGAAUUUCAGCUUACAUGCAACAUUAUCUUUACAGCAUCUCUGGAGAAUAGGCGUCGCAAUGCGGGUCGACUGGUGGCUUGGGGCUGUGGUCUUCUUGGCUAAUGAUCAGC
This is a messenger RNA of Rasamsonia emersonii CBS 393.64, 1732 nucleotides long. Its product is annotated as putative ATPase. The annotation marks the transcript as partial. Gene Ontology annotation, biological process: protein histidyl modification to diphthamide. NCBI's taxonomy places the organism in Eukaryota, Fungi, Ascomycota, Eurotiomycetes, Eurotiales, Trichocomaceae. The record is from RefSeq and is a predicted model, not a curated record. The transcript has a single exon. Gene Ontology annotation, molecular function: diphthine-ammonia ligase activity.